Haliotis rufescens (red abalone) is the source of this 5161-nucleotide messenger RNA. Its product is annotated as protein ERGIC-53-like. Lineage: Eukaryota; Metazoa; Mollusca; Gastropoda; Lepetellida; Haliotidae. Gene Ontology annotation, biological process: endoplasmic reticulum organization; endoplasmic reticulum to Golgi vesicle-mediated transport; Golgi organization. Gene Ontology annotation, cellular component: endoplasmic reticulum-Golgi intermediate compartment; COPII-coated ER to Golgi transport vesicle; endoplasmic reticulum membrane. The coding region runs from base 54 to 1586 and encodes 510 amino acids. The record is from RefSeq and is a predicted model, not a curated record. The transcript is spliced from 15 exons. Gene Ontology annotation, molecular function: D-mannose binding.
UUCCUCCUAGUUCGGGAACACAGCUAUAGAGGGAGCUGUAUCAAACCUUCAAGAUGGCUGUCACUGAAGCGAUGUUCUCUGUUGUUGUUUUGUUAAGUUGUGUUUUAAUCGCUCAGGCAGUUUUACCAAAGAGGAAAUUUGAAUACAAGUUCAGUUUCAAAGGCCCCCAUCUUGUGCAGCAAGAUCAAAGCGUGCCUUUUUGGGAACAUGGCGGAGCUGCACUGGCUGGGGACGAGGGAAUCAGGUUGACACCAUCUUUGAGGAGCAAGAAAGGGUAUGUGUGGACAAAGAACCCUUUUGAAUAUGAGAACUGGGAGAUUGAGGUCGCUGUUCGUGUGUCUGGUCGAGGACGUAUUGGAGCCGACGGCAUGGCUAUCUGGUACACCAAGAACAAGGGGGUGGAGGGAGACGUCUUCGGCAGCAACGACAAGUGGGACGGUCUUGGUAUCUUCCUCGACUCCUUCGAUAACGACGGACAGCAAAACAACCCUUAUAUCAUGGCAGUGACAAACGAUGGAACGUUAUUAUUUGAGCAUGCAAAUGAUGGCCAGUCUCAGAUGUUGGGUGGCUGUUUGAGAGAUUUCAGAAACAAACCGUUCCCUGUGCGUCUCCGGGUUGAGUACUACAACAAGGCCAUCACAGUGUUUGUCAACAACGGUCUCACCCAGAACGCCAAUGAGUUUGAGAUGUGCAUGAGGGUAGAGAACAUCAACCUGCCGAAGAACGGAUACCUGGGAGUGUCUGCCGCUACUGGGGGUCUUGCCGAUGACCACGAUUGCCUGUCGUUCCUGACCCACUCCCUACUCCCUCCCGCGGAAGAAGGCGCUGCCGGCCAGGUUUCUGAAGAAGAGAGGAAAAAGUUUGAAAAGGAAUUCGAAGACUAUUAUAAUGAACUUGAAAAGGCAAAACAAGAUUUUCAGAAGCAGCACCCAGACAAGGCCAGAAUGGACCCCUACCAGGUGGAUGAGGAUAAAUGGUUUGAAAGCCAGAACGAGAGAGAGAUGAAGCAGAUAUUCGACGGACAGUCAAACAUUCAUCUGACUCUGAAAGACUUAAAUCGAAAGAUGGACGAGCUUCUGGGCAGACAGGAACUGGUGUUGUCUAAAAUCAGUAUGGGCACUCAGACUGGUGGACAGGUGCCCCAAGGUCAAGUCCCCCAGACUGGACAGCAGCAGAUGGGUCAGAUCAAUAUUGACACAAUCAAAAGACAUGAAGUUGACAAAGUUUUUAAUAAUCAAAAUGAUCUCAUAAACCAAAUACGGGACAUGAGAACGGUGAUAAAUGAUGUACAGCAGAAAGCCAACAUCAUCCAGGGUUCUGGGGGACAGCAGCAGGGCGGGGGAGGGGGUGGGGUAGUCCAGCUCACCCUCCAUGAGUUGAAGGAUAACCUCAACAAUGCUAGGAAUGAUAUUGCCAUGCUGCUCACAAGGCCGCAGGCUGCAGCCGCAGCGGCUAACUGUCCGACACAAUCUGGCUGUCUGACACCACUGGUGUUCUUCAUCGCUCUAGCUGCACAAGUUAUACUAAUGAUUGGAUAUAUGGUUUAUAAACAAAAUAAAGAAGCACAAGCGAAGAAGUUCUAUUAGGAAGAGAUGUCAUUAGGUUUUAAUAUAUUUCAUCAAGUCUGUAAUGUUUCACUCAUAUAUGUUAAGUUGCCAUUAUUCAUUUUGAAAGUCAUCUCCAAUAAAUGAAAAUAUUUGUAAUAAAUCAGAAAAUUUAUUUUUUGUUUUGAAAAUUUACCCUCUUUGGAAUUUGCCCUGAUCAUGCAUUAAUUUCAUCUUCCAAGGUUACCAUGGAAACAGUUACAUGUUGGGUAUUGACAUAAAAACUUAGGCCACAGUAAGUUUAUUAUCAGAUUUUCAUCCAAAUCUUUAAAACGCUAGGCGGGAGUCGUUUUAUCUUUUCUUUCCUGUUAAACAAACCUUCAAAGGUAUCUGUGUACAUUAACUGUUGAUGGAUUAUUUCACAUGAAGAAUGAAUGUUUGGUAGAACUAUGUAUGAGAUUUAUUUUAUUAUGUUAUGAAGGGAACACAUGUAGUGAUUUUCUCCAUCAGCAUCAUCAGUAGGUACUGGGUACUUCGGGACGAUGAGAGGAGGUCAGGAUGGCUGUUUAUGGUAAUGAGGUGAUGGAGACGAACAUUUUAGUAUUAAUUUAUUAUUGCCUUGAUUAUCAGUUAAUCUCAAGUAAAGUUUGGGGGUUAAUAAGUUUUCGAUAAUGAAUUACAUUGAAAUAUCUAUGACUACCAUAAGAGUCUUGAAGUCAUCAACACAGAGACCUUGAUGUACAUGUGCACUGUUUGUGUUAGUAGGAAAGUAGGAAUCAGAAUAUUUUUCAAUUUAUGUCAAGUGACAGCAAUACUAAAGAACUGCCCAUAUGUUCCUUGUAUAGAUUUAUGGUUGUGUUUUUUCUCUUAUUGUUCUUACUUGUAACCGGAACCUUAUGAUAGCAGCAUAUACAACUGUGGUUUUCAGUCUUUGAAAGGCAUUUAGAAGUGAUACACAUAAGGAAGAGAAAUUAUGGAUGUCAUCUUCUUUAUUAUGAGGAACAUGUAUGGGAGUAUUUUCUUACUCCUUCGUCAGGUGAAUGAAUACUCUGAGGCAGAGAGCAUAUAUAUGUACAUGUAAAAGCAGUAAAAGUAAUAAGACAACAAAAGUGGAAACUUAACAAGGAAAGCCAACAGAUGAUUGGUGCUGAUUGGUGAUUAGCAAUAGACAAUGGAAACCAACAGAUGAUUGGUUUUGAUUGGUGAUUAGCAAUAGACAAUGGAAACCAACAGAUGAUUGGUUUUGAUUGGUGAUUAGCAAUAGACAAUGGAAGCUAACAGGUGAUUGGUUUUGAUUGGUGAUUAGCAAUAGACAAUGGAAACCAACAGAUGAUUGGUGCUGAUUGGUGAUUAGCAAUAGACAAUGGAAGCUAACAGGUGAUUGGUUUUGAUUGGUGAUUAGCAAUAGACAAUGGAAGCUAACAUUUUACAGUAAUUAGAGCUGAUAGUUGAUAAUGAAGGGCAACUGGAAGCCAGGACUUAUAAUCACACCAUCCAUUCACCUGACCAAGGAGUAAGCAUGUACUCCGAAAUGUUGUGUUCCUCAUAAUAAAGAAGUUGACAUCCAUAAAUUCUCCUCCUUAACUGGGGUUUUGUUGACUUUGGUCGAGGAGGGUUUAUUCGGGUUAAGAUAAUUGUGACCUACCUGGAGAAAAGGGACCUUAUGGGUCCUUGGACAUAAUUGAGCUGUGAUGUCAUUACGAAAGAUGUUUUGACAUCAACUUAAUUCCAUAAAGAUCGCCAUAAGUGCAGACUCUCGUUAGUUCGUAAUGUAAGAAAAACAUUUAUCAAAACAUUUCAGCAAAAAUGUCUACUUUUAAUUAAUCAGACUAUAUCUACAAAUUGCAUUUAUAACAUGAAUAGUUAAGUCUGAACGGACAUUGCAGAAAAUGAGUCAGAAUGUUUGAUGCCAUGUAUGUCUGUGAUAAAUGUGAAUUAAAGCGUGUGAAUUAUAUUUUUGUGGUCCUAAGAUUCUGUAGUUUUAAAAUAUAAUAAGAAGUCCACGUGUGUCUUUUCUGCCAUAAGGUCCCUUAUCUCAUGGAUAAUAUUCAGCAUGAUAUCACAGAAUCUGAUAGUGCUUCCAUGAUAUAACCAACAUUUAAGAAGUGAUAUGUUAGCUGUAUUUAUUGCCUAUGUAUAUGUUCUUUUCAUAUAUUGGAGAAGAAAACGUAUCAUCUAGUCACCAUUCCUCUUGUCAAGAGAUUGAAUGAAAUCACAAAAACCAGAAGUGCUUCUGAAAUAAUAAUUCUGUUAGAUAUCCUAUAAAUACCUCAAUUUACUUCGUGGUGAAUCCUAAUUUUGUUACUGUUAUUUCUGUGGGCAAAACAUGAUCGUGCCUUAUACAAAACUGAUGGUUAAGGCUACACAUAGAAUUCGUUUUCAGCCAUGGUGAGUGUUAGACAAAUGGGGCGUUUGGUACCCAGACUCGGGAUUUUAAUCUUUAUUACAAGAGCAUGAAAAAACGUAUUCAUUUUAGGGGUAUUGUUAUGCCACAAACUCAAGAUUUAAUCAUGAGAGUCAUGGAUGUAUUUUGUUUGACAUGCCUCGGGGUAGAAAGAGGUAUUUCAUAUUGGACACAGUUUUGACGUCAUGAAGCCACGAUUCUCUGCCCUUGACAAAAAUAUGCCACUGGCCUAUUCAAGCCCCAAGUUUGCAACCAUUUCCCAAACUGGAAAAACAAAAUUCCAAGUUUGUGUUAUUUAUCAUGCUAAUAGAUACAACUACCAUUAUGGUUUUACAGAGCUGACUUGUGACUAUUUAAUCAAGCCGCUAUGUAAGUAGAGGCAUUGAUGCAUAGUUUACAUGAUGAAGAUACCUCUGAAUUAUCCAAAAUAGAAAUUGUUUCAAUUUUUUAAAAAGUAAUGUAUUUUUGUACCAAUUUGUCUGUCAGGGACACAUGGUUUGGAAUUCGAUAUAAAUCCCUGAGUUUAUCACCUGCUAUUCUUGUCACAUUAGUACCAGUGAUGACAAUUUUCCUUUAUAUGCAGAUUUGUUUGGGUCUUUGAAUACGCUUUUCCACAUGACAAAUGUUAGCAGAUUUUUGUGCAGUUCCAGCAGUAUCAACGUUGAGGUGAUCCAACUGGAAUGUGGAAUUAUGAAAUAUCAGUUCCUUUAUUUUUAUUUUAUUUUAUUUUACGGAAUAAAAGAACAGAAAUUGUCACAAUAUUUGCAAUAUUUAAUUGUGAAACUGUUUAAGACAGAUUUGUUGUCUAGCAAAUAUUCUGAAAUAAUCAUUUUCCUGUGAGGUCCUUUGCCAUCUGAUUUUUUUGUUUUUUAACCGUUUUUUCAAUGAAAGUCUGAAUAGAAUUACCCUGUGAAUUCACAGUGCUUGAUAUUUCUGAGCUGCAGGAGGAUGCCAACACUUUGCAGCUCAUCUCAGAAUACUUCAGCUCAUUUUGGCAAGCAGAAACACCAUUCUUUGCCUCAGAUGUUAAUCUAGCACAAGCUUAUGAUCCUUUGAAGCAUAGACCAAAGAAUGAUAAUCAUUUCAAUCUGUAUGGAAAUGAAAAUUUCAAGUGUAACAGACAUUAUUUUUCCUGAACAAUCUGUUCAAAAACAUUGCUAUUUUUGUUCCUUUAAACUUCUGAAAUUGAUCAAUAAAACUGAUUAGAUGAGUA